AUGUCAGAAUCUGAUACCUCCAACUUUGUAGUGAGGGAGCAUAUCUAUCAGCCAGAUAUACCUCCCCACAUCCGCCAGCUCGAAAUGGAGCUCAUGUUAGAGGAUCCUCCUGACAUAGCAACGUGUAAAGAUCUCAUAUUAGAUCAUCACCCUACGAAUUUCCAAUGGUGGUCAGGCCAUCCUGAGCCCAAAGAGCGUCGUGAUACUUCAGGCUUGACACCAUUGGCAGCCGCUGUAAAACGAGGAAACAUCGAAGAAGCUAAGGCCCUGAUUGAAGGAGGCGCUCGAGCAGACGUUUGCGGUCCAACAUUCGGUAGCCUUCCUCACCUUGCAGUCGCAUUAUCCUAUGAAGGAAUACAUCAAAUAUUUCCAUUGCUCAAACUUGUCAUUGAGGCGGGAGCAGAUGCCAACGCACCAGGCCCUGACCCAGACAAAGAGUCGUUGUUAUGUAUGGUAAUAACUACACUCUGGCUUCCCAACUAUCGUCAUGCGAUAUGCCGCUAUCUUGUUGAGGAUGGGGGUGCAGAUGUCAACAUGAGAAGCCAGUCUGGCAUGUAUCCUAUCAUCGCUGCAACCGGAACCGCAGACAAGAAGUUGGUUCAUUAUCUAAUACAACAUGGUGCAAAUGUCAAUGUUUCUGAUGACCAAGGCCUACGAGCAGUGCACUAUGCAGUACCUUCGGCAUCCAACAGAAGCCUUGGAUCUCUCAUUAAAGCGGGGGUUGAUCUAUUAUCUCCAGAUAAUUAUGGCCGAACACCUCUACACUUUGCGGCAAGCCUCUGUUAUUGGGAUUUCAUUCGUAUUUUUAUCGACUUCCUUCCUGAAGGAUAUGAUAUCAAUGUUCGAGAUAACGACGGGUGGACACCGCUCAUGUGGGCUUGCAAGAAUAGCCGGUCAGAAGCGCUUAAAAUCCAAAUCCUUGUUCGAGAUUACGGAGCAGAUAUCUGGCCGGUGAGCUACGAUGGCAAAUGGUCUGCCCUGAAGUUAGCCAACUUUACAGCCGGCGAUCUGAAAGGACUAACGUUCCUGGCACCGCUGAAAGACCAGAGCGAAAAGAUACUUCAAGAUGGAAGCAAACAGAUUUGGGAUCCAGAAUUUCAUAAAAUAUCACCUGGAGAUCACCACAAUUUUAAUAGUUGCAGCAGUUGCUAUACUGUAAGUGAUGCAUUUCAACUUCAGAAUGGUUGCUAA
Messenger RNA from Fusarium venenatum, 1191 nucleotides. RefSeq names its product ankyrin repeat-containing domain protein. Gene Ontology annotation, molecular function: protein binding. Gene Ontology annotation, cellular component: nucleus; cytoplasm. NCBI's taxonomy places the organism in Eukaryota, Fungi, Ascomycota, Sordariomycetes, Hypocreales, Nectriaceae. The record is from RefSeq and is a predicted model, not a curated record.